UGGCCUCCGGCUCCCCUGCCCGCCGCCGCUGCCUGACCCCUGCCCGCGCGGUCCCCAGCCCGCGGCGCUCCGGCACGUGGCUGGUGGCACGACCUGGCGCGGAGGUGGGAGACGGGGGCUGCCGGGGUCGGUGGCGGCGGGCGGCGUUUGCCACGCACCCGCGACAGGAAUGCAGCCAGCCGGCCGGCCCGGGGUGGAUGGCAGCCGGGCACGGCCGGGGCCGUGGGUAAUUAAAGCCCGGUCCGGCCCGGCGGUGAGCGGAUGUUUGUGACCUGUUGAGCUCCCGGUGCUGGCAGCGGCAGCGCACCGAGCCCGCGGCGUGCCGAGCAAGCGGUGGCCCCGAGCGGACGGUGGCCUUGAGCUGACGGCGGGUGGCGGCAGUGCCGGCCCCUCCGGAGAGGCGGAGGCGUUGGUGCCAUCGGCGAUGGCCCCCAGUGCCAUGGGGCGCGGAGGUCGUGCCGGCAGCACCGGAGCUCCCAGGCAGGAUCAGGGCGACGUCAGGCUCCCCCUCAGCCCCCUGCCCGGCCCCCCACCAUCCCAGCCCCCCCUGGCCAUGCUGCUGAGGGAGUCCCCCUUCCCCAACCGGGCGCUGGUGGCCCUGGACCACCUGGCCUCGGGACUGCUGGCCCCCAGCUUCUGGGUCGUCAACCGCCUCCUUGACCUGCAGCGGACGACGGCCGAGCGGAGGCGGCAGCGGCAGAGCCGGUGCGGGUCGUGCCGCGGCUGCACCGGUCAGGCGCUGGCCGGGCUGGCGUACAGCACGCUGCUGCUGCUCUCGCUGCCCCUGGCCGCGCUGGGGCUGCUGCUGUGGCUGCCGGUGCAGGCGGCCCGGCGGCCCUUUGCCUACCAGUACACGGCAGGUACGGCGCCGGCGGAGCCGUGGGACCUACGGCAGCGCCGGUCCUUCACCUUCAUCAGCGCCAACGUCUGCCUGCUGCCCAGCGGCCUGGCCAAGUUCAGCAACCUGGGGCAGACGCCGCAGCGUGCCACCUACAUCGCCCGCCACCUCGCCCCGGCACCGCCGGACCCCCCCAGCGCCCGGGCCAGCCUCGUUGAGCCGCGGCGCGGCGAGACCAACAGCUACGGCGGAACCCUCUACACCCCGUGGCAGCCCCCCGGCAGCGUGCCGGCGGAGGCGGCCGAGCCCGUGCCGGCGGUGUUGUCCGAGCGUUUCCCGGCGGACGCCGACUUCAUCUGCCUGCAGGAGGUCUUCGAGGCGGGCGCUGCCGCCUGCCUGCGCCGGUGGCUGGGUGGCACCUUCCCGCACGUCCUCUCCGAGGUGGGUGCCCGCGGGCUGUGGGGCGGCCAGCUGAAGCUGCUCAACAGCGGGCUCUUCCUGGCCAGCCGCUACCCUCUGCUAGCCGUGCGGUACCACGGCUUCCCCAACGGCGCCCGUGAGGAUGCCCUGGCCGCCAAGGGGCUGCUCGCCGUCCAGGUGCUGCUGGGCUCGGCGCAGGGGCAGAGGAUCGUGGGCUACGUCGGCUGCACCCACCUGCAGGCACCCGCAGGCGACGCCGCCAUCCGGGACGCGCAGCUGACGCUGGGGCUGCGCUGGCUGCAGCAGUUCCGGGAGGCACAGGAGCAGCGCGGGGACGUGGUGGCUUUCGACGUCCUCUGCGGGGACCUCAACUUCGACAACUGCUCCCGAGGUGACGAGCUCAACCAGAGGCACCGGCUCUUCGAGGUGUACCAGGACCCCUGCCGCCGGGGGCCCGGGCAGGACGCACCCUGGGCCAUAGGCACCCUGCUCAACUACCUGAAGAUCUAUGAGGAGCCCGUGUCCACCCCGGAGAAGCUGAAGAGGACCCUCUCGCAGCCGGCGGGGCAGCAGCAGUACCUGGCGGGCCCGAUCCUCUCCAGCGGGCAACCCGACCCGGCAGCCCCCGGACCCUGGCAGGGCCGGCGCGUGGAUUACGUCCUCUACCGCCAGCACCAUGGGGCCCUGCCGCUGCAGACGGAGGUGGCGGGGGUCUCCUUCAUCACCCAGCUAGCCACCCGCUCUGACCACCUGCCCGUGGCCCUGCGGCUCGACGUGACCCCCGUGUCCCCCUGAGCCGCCGUCGCGAAAGCUGCGGCCGCCCACCCGGCGCAUCCCCCCGGCACCGGAGCCGGCACCGGGCACACCUCGGGGGGGUUCCGGGCCCACCGGCACACGAGUGGGGUGCUGGAACCCCACGGGGACGGCUCCUGGACCCCACGCGAGUCAGUUGCGCCAACGUGUGCCGGCGUCCCGUCGGACGCGGCGGGGCUGCCGCGGUGUGUGGCUGUGCCCACCAUCACAGCCCCUCGGUGCCGUGGCGGGCAGGGCAGCGGUCUGGCAGUGCUGGCGCCAGCCGCGGUUUUAACAACCGGAG
This is a messenger RNA of Harpia harpyja (harpy eagle), 2354 nucleotides long. RefSeq names its product sphingomyelin phosphodiesterase 5-like. Gene Ontology annotation, molecular function: sphingomyelin phosphodiesterase activity. The record is from RefSeq and is a predicted model, not a curated record. Lineage: Eukaryota; Metazoa; Chordata; Aves; Accipitriformes; Accipitridae. The transcript has 8 exons. Bases 425 to 2053 code for a protein of 542 amino acids. Gene Ontology annotation, cellular component: cytoplasm; extracellular region. Gene Ontology annotation, biological process: sphingomyelin metabolic process.